UUGGUUUAAUAUAUUAGCGAAUUAAUUGUGUGUACAUAUUCUAGAAUCUAGAUAAGAUAAUAUUUAUUGAAUAACUGUGUACAGAGAUGUUGGCAAUAAAACAUUAGGAAGCAACAGUUUAUCCAUCACGGACGUACAUUAAACAAUAUUGUUGUUUACAUAUUCUAGAAACAACUAAAAUCAACUGCGUUAAUCGAAAUACCGUAAAUGAGUUAAUUUAGACGUUACCGUUAUAAAAAACAUGUCGUUUGAGACCGUAGUCGUGAAGCCGGAACCUAAUUAUAAAACUCUGGACGUGGACGUGGCGCAUGACGGAUUUACACAUAAUGUGUGUGUGAAGGUGGAACCGUUCACUGAGCUGCCUGACUGUGACAGCUCUAAUGAGGAUGCGGAGGCAGAAGGAGGCCUGUACUCCGACCACGAGGUCAAAGACGAGCUAGUGUUGGGACCAGAGGUAGUUCAGGGACCUCGCCGCACCACAUCCAGUCACACAGCAACCAUCAAAGACGAAGAUCUGCUCGUGCCCCGUGCCACCACUUACACUAAAAAAGAAAUCGACUCACGACAGGAAAAAAGAAGCAUUAUCCUUCAAGAUUUCGAAAAAACUAAGAUAUAUGUGUGCGACAGUUGUGGCAAAACGUUUAAACGGAAAAACAACUUAAUUCAACACAUUUAUUCUCAUUUGCGAAGAAUUUCAAAAAAAAUUCCAAAACAACUUAAAAAAAGGAAAAGACUACCUGCCUGCGAAACUUGCGGAAAGGAAUUUGCGACAAGAGAUUAUUUAAAACGUCAUAGAAAAAUACAUACACGUGAAAAGGUGUACACAUGUGAGCUUUGCAACAAAGAGUUCUUUAGUGCAGGCAAUUUAAAUAAGCAUAAGAUUUCUCAUACAAAAACGAAGGCUUACGCAUGCGAUAUAUGCAAAAAAUCAUUCAGUUACAUAGACUCCUUAAAAACACACAAACGUAUUCACGAUGGAGUUAAACCCUACAGUUGUGUUACAUGUGGAGCGCGAUUCACGCAACUAUCUCAUUUAAAUGUUCAUAAAAGGACACAUACGGGUGAAAAACCGUUCUCCUGCGAAAUAUGUAAGAAGCAGUUUACUACAAAACCUACUUUAAAGGAACAUGUGCGAGUCCACACUAGAGAGAAGCCGUACACAUGCGAUAUUUGUAAGAAAAUGUUCAGUUACAAGACUAGUUUCAAACAUCAUAAAAUAACACAUAUGGAAGUCAAGCCUUAUUGCUGCGAAAUGUGUCAAGCACAGUUUUCACAGUUGUUUAACUUAAAGAGACAUUUGCUGAAACACCACUCACCGUUGCCACGGUCUCCGCCCCCGAAACCACACGCUUGCGACAUAUGCACAAAGCGGUACAGCGACAAGCGCGACUUAACUAGGCAUUUACAGACUCACGCGUGACGACUGGUCUGGCCUAGUGGGUAG
Cydia strobilella is the source of this 1444-nucleotide messenger RNA. Its product is annotated as zinc finger protein 239-like. The transcript has 3 exons. Lineage: Eukaryota; Metazoa; Arthropoda; Insecta; Lepidoptera; Tortricidae. Gene Ontology annotation, biological process: regulation of transcription by RNA polymerase II. The coding region runs from base 242 to 1420 and encodes 392 amino acids. Gene Ontology annotation, molecular function: DNA-binding transcription factor activity, RNA polymerase II-specific. Gene Ontology annotation, cellular component: nucleus. The record is from RefSeq and is a predicted model, not a curated record.